AUGGUAUGCAGCAGGACAAGUACACAGCUUCAAGAGCUGAAUUUAUAUAAGUGUGUUGGGAUGAAGGAAUUAUUUGAAACUCAUGGGAUCAAUAACAGCAACAGUUGUUGUGAGGAAGGAAGUGGUGGAAUUCCAAGACUAAAUAAUGUUAUUAUGCUUCCCAAUCUGAAGAUAUUGAAAAUUGAAUAUUGUGACCAUUUGGAACAUAUAUUCACAUUCAAUGCACUUGAAAGCCUGACACAGCUCAAAGAGUUAACCAUAAAUUGCUGCUACAGAAUGCAAGUGAUUGUAAAGAAGGAAGAAGAUGCAUCAUCAUCAUCAUUGAAGGAGGUUGUGGUCUUCCUUCGUCUAAAGUCCAUUACACUAGUUGAUCUACCAAAACUUGUGGGUUUCUUCUUGGGGAUGAAUGAGUUCCAAUGGCCAUUAUUGGAUGAUGUUACAAUCAAGUAUUGCCCCCCAAAUGAUGGUAAACAUAGUCUUGGAGAAUGUGGCCUUAACUUGCAUGUGCCAACCACUGCACAUCAUCAGUGCCAAGAUUUCAGACGUUGGCAAAAGAAGAUGCACUUCUGGUUGACCACUUUGAAGGUUGUGUAUGUUCUUUCUACUCCAAAACCAGAAAAGGUUGAAGAUGCAAGUCUGGAACAGAUCAGAAGGAGAAUCAAAUGGGAGAAUGAUAACUACAUCUGCCUCGAUCACAUUCUUAAUGAUUUCAAGCACCAUCUGAAAAAUAGAAAGGAAGAGAUAAGUUUGAUUCAACUUGGGAGUCAUUUGAAAAUCGAAGAAGGACUUCGUGAUCAAGAGAAUGAUAAAGGAACUGGAAAGGGUGCAAGUGGUAGUGGAAAAGAUGCUGGUGGUGGCAGUGGAUCUCAUGAUCAAUCUGCAACCAAAGGGGGUUGA
Messenger RNA from Lactuca saligna, 897 nucleotides. Lineage: Eukaryota; Viridiplantae; Streptophyta; Magnoliopsida; Asterales; Asteraceae. The record is from the annotation of a GenBank genome assembly.